Messenger RNA from Chiloscyllium plagiosum (whitespotted bambooshark), 4464 nucleotides. RefSeq names its product small vasohibin binding protein (gene svbp). Lineage: Eukaryota; Metazoa; Chordata; Chondrichthyes; Orectolobiformes; Hemiscylliidae. Gene Ontology annotation, biological process: negative regulation of protein ubiquitination; protein secretion. Gene Ontology annotation, cellular component: apical part of cell. The record is from RefSeq and is a predicted model, not a curated record.
UUGCGUCGCUGUGUCCGCCGAUAAAUUGGGCUCGGCCGCUGUGAACGGUACGGAGUGACGAGUGAAGGUUCCGCCGGGUUAAUCGCUGCUGUUUAACUCGGUUUCGGGACAUGGAACCAUCCUGUCGUAAAGAGAAGCCAAAGCCAAAGGAGCCACCCUACCGAGGGGAUAAAGCCAAACAGAAAUCUGCUUUGCAAGAACUCAAACAGAGGCAACGGGCUGAGAUUUAUGCCUUAAACAAAGUAAUGACCGAGCUGGAACAACAACAGUUUGAAGCUUUCUGCAAACAAAUGCAGUCGCAGAAUGACUGUGGACAACACUGACAACGUGACACUACGGCUUGGAACAGGGAGAUUUUAUUUUGAAAACACUAAAUGCUUAUGCAGAGCAACGCAUUUCCAAAAAAAAAGUCCUGGUCUUUGCCUGGAAAUCAACUUCAAUAUAUAAGGCAAAAAAAAUUAACUCCCCUCAGAUUGCAAUUUAUUUUGGAAAGAGAAUAGAAACACAUUGUUACUUUGUCUCCACAUACAAUUGUUCAUCCUGGAAGAGAAUUUCAUAGAAAGCAGUGGAAGCAAGGUUACUGAUUAUUUUUAAGGCAAAACUAGAUAGAUUGGCUCUCAAUUGAAAGAGUAUAUAGUUUGGUAGGACAGUAGAGUUGACCCUUCAAUGAGAGCAGCCAUGAUCUUGUUGAAUGGGUCAAAUAGCCUUUGCCUACUCCUAAUUGACAUUCCCUCAAGUUAAAACUUUUCCGGUUAAUACAAAGCUUCGGUCAACAUGGGUGCUGGUGUAAACAUAAGCACUACUGCCUAACUGCAGUAGUGUGGGGGUUUAGAAGAAAAAAAUAUAUAAAGUUCAGACAGCAAUCAAUCGAGGUUGUGCACCUGGUGUCUGGUGUCUUGCUUUGCUUCUGUAUGGACAUGCCAAUACUGGAUGAGGACCAGAUGGACGUCAGCUGCCAUGUCCUACUGAAAUAGCCUUCCAUUGGCUUGGUACUCAAGCUGAAUGAAGAAUGAAUGGCCUCUGAGAGAGGUACCAAGGAAAUGUGGUCCUCUCUUGAAUCUAGAUUUUAAACGGAGCCUCAAUACUGAUCAUCUUCUAGCUCUGUGAGAGUGAUGCCAACAUUUGCCAUUUUAUCAAGUGAGCUGAGAUGAAUAGUCCUUACAUGCUCUCCCUCUAUUUAAAUAUCUUGCUGUAGACAUUUUGUAUAGAAGAAUAAGAGGCCAUUUAAACUAUUGAGGCUGCUGCGCUCAGUAUCCAAUUAAUAUUUUAAUAUAUUAUGGACUUUGUCCUACACUGCUAUUUCCUGCUGACUCCUCAAUAACUAACAAAAAAAUUCAUCCCUCUCUCCCCUGAAAUGUACCAAGCAAUGCUUAAUCCUUCUAACCCACAAGCUCCCUCCCCUAUGACAGAAAACUCAACAGAGCACUGUCUUAGUCAGCACUUGAAUGUCCUUCAUUCAGGAAUCUCUUCCAGUUAUGCAAUUAUCUGUAGGGGGAGAAAAUGCUUUCUCUGAUCUGUGAAGUUUACAAUUGUGUCCUUGUAUUUUAUACUUGUUUUCAACAAAAGUAUCUUGCUCUUGUUCUCUGUCUCUCGCUCUGUCUUGCUCUCGGCUCUAACUAAAAGAAAUAACAACAAACUUCAGCUUGCACCCAAAAUUGGGAAACUUCUGACCCAAGCAGGGAGACUACAUUCUCCACCUUUACAGUGCCAAUCAAAUUAGCUUUUAAAUCCAUCUUUUUGAGUUUCUGGAGUCAGUAAAUUUAAAGAAUGUUUGUUUGAAAUCUCUAUUUGAAUGUUUCCAUUAUCAAUGAAUUGGUUUAGAAGAGAGGAGUUUUAUUUAGCUUAAAUGUUGAUAGAAUACGAUCCCUGGAUGCUAUCAUUCAGUCUAGCUUAACUGCCAAUUGAGAAAGCCAGGAAUGUCCUCCCCCUGCCCUCUCCCUUUGCUUUGGACAGAGUCUUGAAGCAAUGUAUUCAGGAUAAGUACCUGUUAUAACGAGAGCUGGGAUCAGUACAAUUUUACUGGAUAGAUCUCAAGAAAUGUAAGCUGUAACAAUUAGAGUCUUCCUUGGAAACUGCCAUUCAGAAUUAUAGUGCAGAAAUAAUGAGCUGUUGGGAUAAAUACUUGCAUGGUGCUAAUGUCACUGGACUAGUAAUCCACAGGCCCAGUCUAAUGGAUUGGGGAACAAGGGUUCAAAACAUAACACAGCAGCUGAUGGGGUUUGAAUUUGAUAAUAAAUAUAAAAAGAGUCUUGGUUAAGAGAGAUACAUGAAUAGAAAAGGUAUGGAGGGGUAUGAGCCAAAUACUGGCAGGCAUACUAGUUUUGUUUGGAAUUAUAGUCUGCAUUAUGGUUAGACGUAUGUGACCUUGACAACCAUCAUCAACUCUUACAAAGUCCCAUCUGGUUCACUAAUAUCAUUUUGGGAAGAGAAUCUGCCAUCCUUGUCCCUGUAUGUGAGUCUAGAAUGUGAUUAACUCUUAACUGCCUUUUGUCUAGAAGGCCACUUGGUUCAAGGGCAAUUAGGGAUAGGUAAGGAAAUACUGGAAUUGCCAGCAAAGCUUGUAUCCCAAGAAAGCAUUUUUUAAAAUCACCUUUUACCUUCAUACUUCAACUAACAAGAUUUUUUCAUUGUGCAUCAUUCAAAAAAAUGUGUAUUUAUAAAUAUUUUUAGUCACCUCAUUCAGACAUUUUAUAACAUAUCUCUGGAGCAGGUGGAUCUUGAACCCAGGUCUCCUGGCCAAGAGAUAGAGACACUACCAUUGCACCAUGAGAACUGAUGUGUAUUUAUGUACUGGUAUUUAUGUGUUUGCUUUAUUUAUUGUGAUUAUAUUGUGUAAUUUGUACAUUGUGAAGUUUCAACACACUGGAGAGAAAGGACAGCUUCCACUUUAAAUGACCAUGAAGAAAGAACUUCAGCUGGGAGUGAAAGCCUGGGGUGGGAUAUUUAAUUCAUAAAUUGCCCAUUUUUAAAAAACAUUAUGAAGUACUGUGAAAAUGAUUGUGGAAUUUUAAUACAAUUAUGUUCAGUGCAUUUUGAGUUGCACCAGUUUGAAGAGGCACUCUUCCAGGAGCUGGCCCUAUUCACAAAACUAAACCAUGUGUCCAAGGUGAAAGAAUCAUUGGCAAGUUCAGCUAAAGCAGCAGAUACUUAACUAGUUCUCUCAGGUGCAAAGGCGCCAACUGAAAAGCAUUUCAACACUUUUUUAAAGUCCCUUUUUAAAAAAGAAAAUCUGUGAAACAGACUACUUUAUCUCAAAAUAAAUGGUUCAUUUGUUUUUUUUUAAUGUUAUUUUUAGAAUUUGUUGGCUACAUAGAUUUGCUGUUGGGGGUGGGGGGAGGUUUGAACUGAGUUACUCUUGCUGGUACAGACAUAAUAAGCCAGAUAGCCUCUUAAUGUGUUCUAACAGCUCAUGUGUGCUAAUUUUAAAAUCAGCAAAUGCAAGAGGUGGAUUGACACUAAUUAAAGCCUUUUUCUUUUGUGAUUAAAUAAUUUCAACAGUGUUGAUCAAGCUACUAAAGAGGUUUUUAAAAUAAUAUCUUAAAUACUGCCUAAUGUCACUAGCCCGAAGCAGAUUUUGUUGGGAAAGUGAGUGCAAUUGCGUAGAAAAUCAAGAAAUAAAACCACCUUUUUCAAAACUUAGGUCACAGUCUGUGCCUGGAUCACCAAUGCAUUCAAAGCAGAAACUCUAUCCUAUCAUGUUUAAACCAGUUAUGAUUCAUGCUUAAUGGAAACCAGCUGUCAUUCCAGAGCCAUGUUACUGAUGAUCAUGUGCUUUAUGCAUCCCACUGUAGCUUCAUUUAUUUUGACAAGAACAAAGGUCUUCUUCCAUUUCCCACCUUGCAAAAACACUCCGUUUGAUAGAUAAUACUUUCACGCUUGCUGUAUUUCCUUAGUACUGCCCUGGAGUGGCAGUGUAGAUUAUGUGCUGAACUCUCUCAAAUGAGUCUUGAACCUACCAGUGCCUGAGUAGAGGCAAGGAGCAUUUUCAGCGUCUCUGUGCCCAGUCCAGAAAGCAUGAAAUCGAAAAAGACUCAUCUCAGCAUGUCUUCCCUUGAAAACGGAAGUCUUUUGACUUGUUGUUUCAUUCAGACUUUUAUUUUCCCCUGUUCCUCUCUUCAGUGCUUCUCAAACACUGCUCUAGCUCCAGCGACAUGCUAGGGUUGCUGCGUCUAGCUGAUGUGUUGUACUGGAAUCAGGAGUGUGUACUGCAGCACAACAAAAACAACUUGUCGCUAUUGGUUCCUCAUUUUUGGUUGAAACAGAACUGGUGCUUGCAUUGAUGAAUUUGUUGAAGAAAGAAGUCAGACGGUUUACAGAUGAUGCUGAAUAUUCAGCUGGAGCCUGCUAUCAUUCAAUGUGGUUAUUUAUAGAAUCUAUUAAGUAGUAUCAUGUAACAUGCUGUAAAAUGUAUUGUCACACGUCUUUGUGAGCCUCUACUUAUUAAAGAUUGCCUGUGAAUGUUGA